AUGUCUUUUGACUUUGCAAAUAUGGAGCCACAUACAUGCCGUGCUAACCCCGCUCUUAGUGGGACCGUCAUGGGUGAAGGUGAACACUGUAUUGACGUUUCAGCAGCGAUAAUGGAAGAAGUGGACAGACUAGCGAACGAAACUACUAUGACGCAAAAGGAAAUUUGGCUUUCGAUCGUUAACAAAUUCUACAUGCUGGACGGACCUCCAGUUCGUGGAGUGUCAAAAGGAGCCGUUGAAAACCGAGUUCAAAACGCGCGAGGAAAGCGCAAGGACGGUGGCCCCACGAGGAUCAUUGAGAAGCCGCCACUGUCAAAGGUUAGCGGUGGCCACCGAGGCUUUUUUCAAUUUUAA
Phytophthora nicotianae INRA-310 is the source of this 354-nucleotide messenger RNA. RefSeq lists its product as hypothetical. The record is from RefSeq and is a predicted model, not a curated record. NCBI's taxonomy places the organism in Eukaryota, Oomycota, Peronosporomycetes, Peronosporales, Peronosporaceae. Bases 1 to 354 code for a protein of 117 amino acids. The transcript has a single exon.